GGCUAUGCCUGCCCGCGGGAAGGGAAGGGAAGGGAAGGGAGCGCGAUCGGGCGGGUGUGCUGCUGUGGUCAUGGCCGGCUUGCCCUGCGCGCUCGUCCUCCUGCUCUCUGCGGGCUCCGCGGGCGCCGUGUGGCCGCAGCCCCAGCACCUGAGCGCGGGCUCGGAGGGCGGCUGCCGCCUGAGCGCCGCGCGGUUCCGCUUCGCCCACGCCGACCGGUCGGCGGUGGCGCCCGGCUGCGAGGUGCUGGACUUGGCGUUCCAGCGCUACUGGAAGCUGCUCUUCCGUGCCACCCGCAGGGACGCAGGGAACAGCCACACUCAGGACUCACCGUGCACUGUGCUGAGCGUCAAUGUCACCAAGCCGGGGUGCGAUGGUUUCCCUUCGCUGGACUCCCCUGAGAAUUACGGGCUGACGGUUUCCGACCAGCUGAUGCUUCUGACGGCAGAAACAGUCUGGGGAGCUCUCCGAGGGUUGGAGACUUUCAGCCAGCUUGUCUGGAGAAGCGACGAUGGGACAUUCUUUGUGAACAAAACGGAUGUGGUCGACUUCCCCCGCUUUCCUCACCGGGGUCUGCUGCUUGACACAUCUCGACACUACCUCCCUUUGAAAGCCAUUCUGGAGACGCUGGAUGCCAUGGCCUACAACAAGUUCAAUGUGUUUCAUUGGCACAUUGUGGACGAUCCAUCUUUUCCAUAUGAGAGCGUAGUGUUCCCAGAUCUCAGCCGCAAGGGAGCCUACAACCCUUUCACCCACGUGUACACUGCCAGCGAUGUGAGGACGGUGAUCGAUCAUGCCCGGCUGCGUGGGAUCCGGGUGGUUCCAGAGUUUGAUACUCCCGGCCACACCCACUCCUGGGGGCCAGGUGCCCCAGGGUUGUUGACCCCCUGCUACCUGGGCCCGAAGCCCUCUGGAUCCUAUGGGCCAGUUAAUCCCAUCCUAAACACAACUUACCGGUUCAUGUCCAAGUUCUUUGCAGAAGUUAGUGCCGUCUUCCCAGACUUCUAUGUUCACCUGGGCGGAGAUGAGGUUGACUUCACUUGCUGGAGGUCCAAUCCGGAGAUCAAGAAGUUCAUGCAGGAGAUGGGGUUUGGCCAAGACUAUUCUAAGCUGGAAUCCUUUUACAUCCAGAGGCUGUUGGAUAUAGUCUCGUCAUUUGGGAAAGGCUACAUGGUGUGGCAGGAAGUGUUUGAUAACGCAGUGAAGGUGAAGCCAGACACCAUAAUACACGUGUGGAAGGAGAACGGCGGGCACUAUCCAAACGAAAUAGCUUCCGUCACCAAAGCCGGCUACCGGGCCCUGCUCUCUGCCCCUUGGUAUCUUAACUAUAUCUCCUACGGGCAGGACUGGGUAGGAAUUUACCGGGUGGAACCCCUGGAGUUUAAAGGUACUCCAGAACAGAAAGAUCUGGUGAUUGGCGGCGAGGCUUGUAUGUGGGGCGAAUACGUGGAUGUCACUAACUUGAGCCCGAGACUCUGGCCCAGAGCUGGUGCUGUAGCAGAGCGGUUAUGGAGUAACAAGACAGUCCGAAAUGUGCAAGAUGCUUAUGCAAGGCUGGCGGACUUCCGAUGUACAUUGCUGAGGAGAGGGAUCCGAGCAGAGCCGCUCUUCACAGGAUAUUGUGAAAAUGAAUAUGGUGGCGUUUGAUGGGGCCACUGUGUCUAUGGGAGACCAGGAUGGACUUUUUUUUCCAAUUGACGUAAUGCAUCAAAAAAGAAAUCGAUUCAUUGGCGCUCGUGGAUAAUUAAAAAUUUCUUCCCAACAAGCACUA
Molecule: messenger RNA, 1769 nt
Organism: Eublepharis macularius
Lineage: Eukaryota; Metazoa; Chordata; Lepidosauria; Squamata; Eublepharidae
Gene: HEXA
Product: hexosaminidase subunit alpha
Exons: 14
Coding region: 5-1645 (546 amino acids)
Biological process (GO): carbohydrate metabolic process; glycosaminoglycan metabolic process; ganglioside catabolic process
Cellular component (GO): membrane
Molecular function (GO): beta-N-acetylhexosaminidase activity
Source: RefSeq, a predicted model, not a curated record